This is a messenger RNA of Paramecium tetraurelia, 395 nucleotides long. RefSeq lists its product as uncharacterized. The transcript has 2 exons. Gene Ontology annotation, biological process: poly(A)+ mRNA export from nucleus; positive regulation of DNA-templated transcription; regulation of transcription by RNA polymerase II. NCBI's taxonomy places the organism in Eukaryota, Ciliophora, Oligohymenophorea, Peniculida, Parameciidae. Gene Ontology annotation, molecular function: chromatin binding; transcription coactivator activity. The record is from RefSeq and is a predicted model, not a curated record. Gene Ontology annotation, cellular component: SAGA complex; DUBm complex; nuclear pore.
AUGAAUCAAUAGUCAAGAUUGGCUGGUGACUUUAUCAAUCAAAGAACUAAUUUGUUGGCUUAAAAACUCAGAGAAUCAGGUGAAGAUUCCAGAUUGGAAGAAUAUCUGAGAUAAAAACUGAUUGAAUGUAGAUGGAGGGAUGAUCUAAAGGAUUACUGUAAAGAAGUCAUAAGAUAAAAAGGACUCGAGAAAAUAACAAUUGAAGAAUUGACAGAUAUGUUAUAUGUUAGAGGUUAAGCCACAAUUCCUAAUAAAGUAAAGGAGGACCUAUUAUCAAGACUUAGAUAAUUCUUUGAUGAGAAUUAAAUAUGAAUUGUUAACUCGUUGCUAUAACAUCUAUUAAAUAGAAUUUUUGAUUUAUAGACUUAUAUCAGUUGACAUUUGAUUUAAAUUCA